Peniophora sp. CBMAI 1063 is the source of this 1017-nucleotide messenger RNA. The record is from the annotation of a GenBank genome assembly. NCBI's taxonomy places the organism in Eukaryota, Fungi, Basidiomycota, Agaricomycetes, Russulales, Peniophoraceae.
AUGUCCCCAGAUAUCCUCGAUCCUUCUGCGUUGCUACAAUCUCUGCCUAGUCUACUGCCCGAAAACAAACAGCUUGGCUCUCAGUACGAUGCUAUCGCCGUACUCUUACACACCGCUAUGAUUGCUCUUGGUUUCCGUCUCAUUGCUGUAGAUGAUUCUUCCUCUGCUACUUCUUACGACAACAAUGUACUACCGUCUCAAUGGAACAGUCAUGCACCCAACUAUACCUUCCGUUACCGUCAUGAGCAGAGUAGCCUUGAGUUUGUCUUGAAGUUGGCCAAGCUCGGCAAGCGUACCAUCAUCAAUGCCAUCGCUGUCGAGAGCGAGAAAGUCGCGACCCUGGACAUCUCCACGGACGACUUUACGUCGCCCUCAUUCUUUCCCUACUCGCAGGAAACGACCGCGCCACUCGUGCACGGCUUCAUCUCCUCGAAUCGCGUCACAGACCUUAUCUCCCAAUUCAAGCUUAAGAUCGUGCAAGCGCUUAUUCCCGGCCUCAACAAACUGGGCUACGCGGAGGAACCAGCUCAGCCUUCCAGUAGCAAUCGCCAACAGCAACAACAGCGCCCCCCUGCAGCUCAACCUCGACCCGUAUCGCCGCCCUUUAACCCCGGGCAGCCACCUUCGAUCCCCCAGCCUCUGCCUGGUAAUCCGCUCGAGAUCGGCCGCCGCGACCGUGAUCCUAUGGGCGGAUACGUUAACCCUUUCGCGCCUCCACCGAUGUUCCCCGGUGCAGGUGGCGACGGGAUGUUCGUCGGACCCAACCACCCAAUCUUUGGCAACCGCGGUCCCGGUGGUGUAGGAGGUGUCCCUAUGCCUGGGCGAGGCCCCUGGGGAGGUGACGGAUUCUUACCGCCCAUGGGCGCUCCGCCUGGUGCCAGAUUCGAUCCUGUCGGCCCGUUCGGUUCUACGAGCCCGUUCCCGCGUGGUGGGCUACCGAGGGGAGCGCAAGCGGGGGAACCGGAUAACGAUGAAUUCUUGCCGCCGGGUAACAACCAUGAUGAUAUGUAUAUGUAG